GGUAUCUCUGGUCUGGGCAUUAGUGCUCAGCCCCUCAGAGGCCACACUGGACCUUCAGGAGCCAAGAGGAAGGAGACCUUGAAACAGAAGUGAGAGGGAUAUUGGAUGCCCAGAGAUCUUCCUGGAGAUGGUGACAGGCCCUGGUGAUGUCACAUGGGAAUCUGCUCCUGUUACUGUCCCUGCUGAAAAGAAACAGAGUGUAAACUCUGGAAGCUCGAAGCUGAUUGAACUCUUCAGCCUUCUGCUGUUCCCAGAUCAAGCUCUUCUGCUGAGCUCAGCCCUGGGAGGACCACAGAGCAGGGAUGGGAAAUCUCCAUGCCAAGGGAUGCACGUGACAUUCAGAAAGGCCUUGGCAUUGCCAAUGGAUGAACUAGUGCAUGACUUGGCCUCAGCCUUAGAGCAGACUUCAGAGCAAAACAAGCUGGAUGAGCUAUGGGAAGAAAUGGCCCUAAGCCCACGGCAGCAGCGACGCCAGCUUCGCAAGAGACGGGGUCGCAAACGACGCUCAGACUUCACGCAUCAGGCAGAGCAUGCCUGCUGCUACAGUGAGGCCUCGGAGUCGAGCUUGGAUGAAGCUGUGAAGGAUUGCCGUGAGGUGCUGACAGCCAAUUUCAGUGACUCUGAUGACACGGCAGCAGUCAAACGACAUCCAGCUCUCAGUGCCACCCUGAGGAGCAAGCAACAUUCAUGGCAUGAGUCAGACUCCUUUACAGAGAAUGCACCCUGCCGGCCUCUCAGGCGCCGCCGGAAAGUCAAACGUGUGACAUCAGAGGUGGCUGCCAGUCUCCAGCAAAAGCUCAGGGUGUCAGAGUGGAACUAUGAGAGGGGCUGCAGGUUCAAGUCAGCAAAGAAACAACGUCUUUCGCGCUGGAAGGAAAAUGCCCCGUGGACAUCAUCCACUCAUGGCCUUUGUGAAUCGGGAGAGAACAGACCCUUCCUCAGCAAGGGGGGAAGGAAGGAGCAGAUGGAAUGCGAAGCUGAUGAACAGAAGCAGGGCUCAGAUGAAAAUAUGUCUGAAUGUGAAACCAGCAGUGUAUGCAGCAGCAGUGAUACUGGUCUAUUUACCAAUGAUGAGGGUCGCCAAGGAGAUGAUGAGCAGAGUGAUUGGUUUUAUGAAGGAGAAUGUGUCCCAGGAUUCACUGUUCCCAACCUUCUUCCCAAGUGGGGAGCUGACCACCGAUCUGAAGUGGAACGGAUUGACUCGGGCCUAGACAAGCUCUCAGAUUCCACAUUUCUCUUGCCCUCACGACCAGCUCAAAGAGGAUUUCACGCUCGCCUGAACCGCCUUCCAGGAGCUGCUGCCCGCUGUCUUCGAAAAGGUCGAAGGAGGCUUGUUGGCAAGGAGACCUCGAUCAGCACUGUGGGCACCGAGAGGCUAGGUCACAUUGUUAGUGAUCCACGCCAGAAAGAAAAGAACAAAAUGCUGGCUUCUGAUUUCCCUCACACCGUGGCCUUUGCACUUGAGCUCAAUCCGUUAUCUCCUCUGUACUCUCUGGAUGUGCUUGCUGAUGCUUCCCACCGAAGAUGCUCACCAGCACACUGCACUGCCAGGCAAGCAAAUGUACACCUGGGACCACCGUGCUCAAGGGACAUCAAGAGGAAACGAAAGCCAGCUGCAGCCUCCAUGUCCAGCCCAACGUCAGCAACUUUAUCUGUGCACAUGGAUGCUGCAGAGUCAGACCUACCAGCAACACCGCCAUCCCCGAGAUCCCAGAACCCUGAGUGGACAGGGAAAAUACCAGCAGCUGAGAAAGCCACAAUUGCUGCCUCCACUAACUUUUUUAAAAUGCCGCCAGAGAAGAGCCCCGGAUACAGCCAAAAGGAAGCAUUGCAACUGUAAAAGCUUGCUGGAUUUUGGAAGUGUUUGACUCUGGUGUUUGCCUCCACCAAACAUCUUGUUUGGCAAUAGAGAUACCCUCAGUACUGGCGUGUGAUGUGUGCCAUUAUCCAGACAGACCUGCGUGCCCCACAAAUCUAAUUCAUGUUUGUGAAUCUGUGUUUAAAAACAGGUAACAAGUGUUGGGACUGCAGUGACUUUUUAAAAUGUUCCUGCUAUUGCUGUAUUUAUUAUGUGUUCAUCUCCUUACCUGAUGCCAAUUCAUACAUGCUGGAUUGUGUACAGAAUCGUCUGGGUUUUCAGAUCUUGGAUCUUUGUUCGCUCUGUGGGCAUGUUGCUUCUUUGCUGCAUUUGGCAUUUUCUGGGUGAAAGUUCCCACUGCCACUCAAGGAGGCAAAAGUCACCCUCUACUUUCUUCUAGGCCAGGAGGAUUUCUUGGCUGGGUAAUUAGAAUGAUAACAGGUUGAAAUAUGUAAGCUGAAUUCUGUAUUUGCAGAAUGUUUUCAGGCCAUGCGUAUGAACUUGAACCUUGUUUCUUCUAAUGAAACAAUUACAGUGCAUGUCAAUUCAGAAAUUGCCAUUGGCCUACUAGCAGCAUGGUCCCUUACACCUUUUCCUUCUCUCUUGUUCUAAAUGUCUUCCGUCUUGCUUGUGUAUUGCAUGUUCUUUCCUAAAUUUCCUGGACAAGGAUUUGGGAGAACCAGUUGGACAUAAAUGUGCAAGCUGAUGUCAUGGAAAGGAACUUGGACCCUUGAACAUCCUUGAAGUAUGUUAAGAGGAUAUACCAAACUUCUCUUUCUCAGUGUUCAACUUCAAAAGUGACUGUCCGCAUUUCCCAGCACAUUUUCCACUGAAGUUAACAGGUAGCUGAAUGAAAAACAUUUAAAGUAUCACUCGUGUUCAGAGCACUUUUGGCAUUGAUCAGACUGCAAACCAUGUCACGUUCUCUCUCCCUUCAAAAAGUAUUGUCUGCUCUCUUUGUUGGAGGUGUCUCCACCUGCUGAUGAUUGUGCUUUACUCUGCAGCAUACACAGAAGAGAUUCUGUUCUCUACCUAAUGCUUCCACUUUGUCCCCUAUUACCUUCUAUGUUGCAGCAUAUAUGGAUAGUGAUUUCUCACUACUUUUCUUGUAUUCUUGAUCAUAUUACACUUACUUUUCUCUAAUUAUUCUAUUUGCAGCAUAUUUUGGUCUUCAUUUUUAGAAUAUAUACCUGCAUAGCAUGUGUCGAGGGACCGGUGACCUCACGGGUUCUUAAGUCCUUUAAGAAUAGGCUAUAUUUGUAUGCACACCAUUGUUUUUACUUUCCUCACUGGGUGGAGCUUUUAGACAGGACCAUUAAAGCUUCUAAAAUUCAUUUUGAAUGUGGAAGUGCCCUUAGAACUGUUUUUACUGUUUUUGCAGCAGUUUUAGUUGUUUUGCAGUGUUUGCCUCUGUCUUAUAAAUCAGUAGCUGAGGGACAGAUUUGAUAGCAAGGCUAUAUGGUGGUAUUCUACAUCUAUUUAUGUAUUAAAAUGUUAAAUGGCCAUAACACAUACAAAACAAAAAUGGAAUGACUCAGUCUAAAUGCGGGUUGACAAAUACAGUUAUAUUAGAGACAUAAUGCCUAUCUCUGAUCCCUUAAUACCUGCUUAUUCUUGGGGAGAGAUCCAAAUUGGAUUUAUAUUUCGCAGCCCAAGCAGACUGUCAGAUCUGUCCAUGCAAAUCCCUCCCAAAACAUUUUUGUUGUUGUUGUUAGUGGUACAUUUUAGAACUAUUUAGAUCAAGAAAAGCCUUUUUAUCUUGCUAAAGGAGUACAGGGGUCAGUUUGGAUUAUGAGACAGGCUGUGGGGGUUUUGUGGAGAGAGGAGUAUUCCUGUUUUAAAGUAGUUACUGGAUUGUCUUAUUUUGUACUUUAAGCACUUGGUUCAGUGGUGCUUGGGAGUUAGUGGAAGAGGCCUCAGCACUGGGAGGGCCUGUAAUCUUGAACUGAAAAGUAGUCACUUGUCUAUCUAGGACUUGUAAGCAUGUUCAAGGCAAAGGUGCUCACCUUCUUGUGACAGUGUGCAGAUAAAUUUCAGUUUUGGGAACCUUGUAACCUAACUUGCAGGCAGUUUCAGUGACAAGGAGUGGUCUCCCUAAAAGAGCAUUUGUGCAACUCAGAGGCUUUUAUCUCAGGAAGGAUCUUCCAAAACUUCAUUUGAGUCUAUUCAGCAGACUCACUCCUGUUACUGAGCAUUUAGUUGAAAUUUUAAAUGGUGGUCUUUUGUGUUCCCCUUUUUUAAAGCAAUUCUGAUAUUGCAAGAUAUAUUCCGAGGAUUGUUUGGAGUAGUUCUUUUCUGUAAUCUAAGGACAGUUUUAAAACUUUUAUGAGAGGUGUUUUGAGGUGUUAGGGAAUUAAUGGCCUUUGUCUCGCUCUUGGGAGAGACACCAGACUUGACAUGAUUUUUCUCUGGGGGCACUGUGAGAUAAAUUAUCAUCAGAUUUUCCUAUUGAGGUCAGUAGCGCUGUUCAUCUGAUUAAGCCCUUAGUUAGGCUGUAAGCUCCCUAGGAAGUCUUACUUGCCUUUAAAUGUUGAACGUACCUGUGGCGCUACUGAAGUGCAACUGCAGCAGGCCUUGUCUUGAUAAACAGUGUUUCCUGACUGGGCAACUUCCACAAAGUGAGGGGAGACUCAAAUUCUUGCAGCUACCUUCUCUUCAGUAUUUCUGUGUUAGACUCCAUUUGUAGGCCAGUCAGGCUCUUGACCAAAUUUGAUUCUUGUGACUGGCAGAUGAGCUAAAUGAAUCACAUGUCAUGUUCCAUCUUGUUACUCCAGUGUUUAUCUAAAUUCAUUGUCAUACUUCAGUAGCUUGAUUCAGAUUUGAAUAUUUGCAGCAUUCUUAGACAAAUGAAGUAGGUGCAUUGUUUUGCAGUGCUCACUUGUAUUCCACUUCUUGUCCACCUGGACUCUCCAGUUUUUUCCAGAUCUGUCUUCCUCUCCAGUUGAUCUUCAGCCAGUGUCUUACACAGGGCUAGUCUGUCCCAAAUGCAAGAAUCUGCCUUCGGUGAAAUUCAGGAGGUUUUUGUCUGCUUACUCAUUCAGACUGUCAAGGUCCUUCUGGGUGGUACCCCCCACCCUCUCGUAUGUCAGCAACUCCCUCCAGUAUGCUAGCUUUUCUGUUAUUGUUGAGAGUAUGUUCUGUCACUUUCUCUGCAUCACUCAUGAAAACACUGAAUAGCAUUGAUCCUAGCAUUGUCUUCUGAGGCACACUUUUCAUAACUUGCCACCAAGUGUAGACUUCAAACCAUUGAUCAUUCUUUGAGCCUGACAGGUCAAGCAGUUUCUCACUGACUUUCUUACUGGGCUGCACCCAGAGCUCCCCAGUAUGGCUUAUAAGGAUGCUGUGAGAAACUGCAUCAAGAGGUUUGCUGAAGUCAGUGUAAGCAGCAUCCAUUGCUCUCCACUCAGUCUCAAAGCCUGGCAUUUCAUUCUAGAAAGCAGUCAGAUUCAUACGUCAUUAAAUGCCUUUCCUAGCCACCUUCUUGUCCUUUGAAUGUUUGAAAAUGGCUUGCAGCAUUUACUCUAUAAACUUAGGACGGACAGAGGUAAGGCUGACUCGCCUAUCAUUCCCACGUCCUCCUCAUUGCAUUUUUAGAAAGUGGCAUGACAUAUUCUCCUUCUUGCCUCUGUCACUGGGGACAUCAUGCAAUUGCUGCAGGUUUGUGAAGUGAUGAAGACCAGCUCAUAAUGACGUUCUUAUGCAAAGAGGGCUUUAUUUAUGUGCAAGAAGGUGUACGUGUAGUGGAAGAGAAAGCCAGAGCUGGGAGGAGAACAUUUAGUAGUUAUUUUUUGCACAUUUCUUGUAGCUCCAGUAAGCUUUAGUGAGGCUUAAGUUCCAGGUUGGUAGAUACCGGAGGGGUGCAAAGAAUGGAUUUAGGAUUUUAAGGUGAAGUAUAAUAAAGAGUGAAGAAGGCAGCAAAACAGUAGUCAGAAAGAAACUCAGAAGAGGCUGGGACUAGUGCUACUGAGUGAUAGAUUAGCUUCAUGAUUGUACUAUGCAGAGGUGUGUCUUGCCAGCAUUCCUGAAUAAUGAUAUUGAGAUGCUUAGUGCUGCCCUUCAAACUGUAGAAGCUCGCUCUGUUACUUUGUGGAUGUUGCAGACAGCUGCUCAGUGGGCAGAGAAUGCAAAGGAAGUUGGUGAAGAGCAGUUGUUGAGUUAUCUUUUUUAUUGUAAUUGCCCUCUGCACUGAAGAAAGAAGAUGCUACAAUGUAUGUGCCUGGAAAUUGAGAAGGAAUUGUGUCAAACGGAUAAGAACUUCGUUUUGUUGUCUUCAGGAACAGUUUCUUAGCCAGAAAACGUUUCAGUGAAGCAAAAGUGAAGCCUGUGCGUGUCACUUAUUCAGAAAAUGUGUUUUAAUAGCCAUUUAUAGGAGACUGUCAAGGGAGGACAAACUUCUGUUCUCACUGUGAUACUAUGUUAUUGUAUCUUUGUCUCCUGUAUUCUACUCCUGUCUGUGUUUGCAUUGAGGCAUUCUGGUUUUGUACUAUAAAAUACGGGAAAAAUACAAUGAUGCCUGCAAACAGUAAUCAGAAAAAGUAAUGCUGACCCCUGCAUGUGCGACCCAGUAUAUUCAUUGUCUUAAAGCAGAGCUGCCAGUGUUAUAAGGAUGAUCAGGGUUUUGCAAAGUUGUUCUAACUGUAAUCUCUGAAGAAAAUGGGAUGAACAAUUUAAGAGAAGCAGCACUAGGUCAGGUCAAAGGUCUGUCUAGCUUGGUAUGCUGUUUCUCAGAGUGGCCAAGUUUGGAUGUAGAGAGGUUACUUAAGAACAAAUGAGUUGUAUGGUGAUACCUCCCUUUUACAUUCUGUUAGUCCCAGUGUCUGGUCUCAAAAAGACUUAAAAACUUGCUUCAAGACUGGUGAAAACUUUUGCGAACCUUUUAGCAAUAGUACUUUUCCUGCAGCUGGGUUUAAUUAUAUUUUUAGAAGGAUAUGUAAUCUGACUUCAGAAACUUCAAGGAUUAGCUCAUCUUCCUUGGUAGUCAUUUUUUUUAUUAAUUGCCCCCUCAGUUAGGAAAUUGCAUCUUUUCUUGGAAUAGUUCUUUUCCUAAGUGUCAGCAUCCUGAUGCUUUUUCUUGCUAUGCUUUUUUUCCAGCAAGGUUGAAAAGUCCUAUUCUUCCUUUACAACUAACUUCUUUGUCUUGUGCAACUCUCUGAAGACAGUCAACAAGUGCUUGUAAUCUAUUAACCCAUGUAAGUCAUUUUUCAUAUACUUCACAGUAUAAAACUUGUCAUUCAGCCUUUUAGUUCCUUUCCUCCAUGAACAUCUCCAGUGAUCCACUUUCAUCUGCACUGAGUUCUAGUGUAUUCUUUACAUAAGCAGGAAAUCUUGUUUUCUUGUUGCUGUUCAUGCUUCAUACAUUCAUAUAGCCAAAUAUCAUAGUCCUUGCUGCCCACACAGUGCCAUAACUGCAAAAAUGUCAUAUUCAGGCAGCUGACCCUGAAUCUGAAGUUCUUAUGGCUGCUUUUCAACACAUGGGCUCCUAAAAUUAAUAAUAAUCUUUUUUUUUAAUUCCAAAAUGCAUUGUGUUUUCUUUAACUGUAUUACAGUGCAAUGUUGGACUAAAAGUUCUUAUAAUUCAGAGUACUUUGGAGUUUAGUCUGUUUGGUUUGCCUCUGUGAUGGCUGGUAACUCACUAUCAUACUAAAAGAGCAAGGUGGUAGGUUUCUCCUCAUGGAAGAACCCUGCUCCACUCAUCUGAGAGAAGAUGGUGUGUCUGCAGGAAACAAUUUUUUGGGAAUAUAUUCUAUAAUGUUAGGGAGCAGUGACCUUGUAGAGAGAGUGCAACUUCAAAAUACAUUACACUAUCUUAUUUCCAAAAUACAUGUAAUAUUCCAAUGAUAGCAUAGUGCCACAUUUGAAUUGUUGCUUACAUGAUGUUUAAGGGCCCUUCCAGCCCAUACCAUUCUAUGAUUAUAUGAGCCGCAUCUCAAGUCUUGGACGUAACGUUAAUGUCUCAUGCUGGCAUUUUUUUGUUGUUGACCAGAAUGAUAUGUGAGAGUGCAGUAAAUUGAGACUGCUGUGGCCUGACCUGAGCCCCUAUGCACUGAUGAAGCCUUUGAAUUUUCUUUCAAGUCUGGCAACAGCCAAAGCACCAUCAGUUUCAUUUUAGCUUCCUUCUGUCCUAGACAGCUUACUCAGAGGUAGUUCACAAACAGCUGUACUCUUCAAAACUAUUAAAGAACCACAUAGUAUAUGUCAUAAUUGUUUUAUGUGGUCAAAAGUUUUAACUGUUUAUUAAGUAUCGGAUUCUGGAUUCUUAGGAGUCUAUUUUGGGGGUAAUGUAAAUAAGAUUCUUGUUUGUAUUCUUUUGUCUUAAACAUGUAUUAUCUGAAAAAGGGCCUUGCAGAAUCUCUGUUCUGAUUAUAGAAACUGGAAAUAAAUCAAUAUAUGAAACAGUUGUAUCUGAUACAAAGUGAGUUGAGAGUGGGAGAAGGUUUGGUGACAUCCAAUUUACAGAUUUACAUAAUUGGAAUGUCCAUAAUCUUUAUGCUUCCUCAUCUGUUUCCUUAAAUACCUUAUAUGUAAACUGCAACCUGAGAGUCUGUAGGAAUUAAUUAUGCUUCUUUUCAUUUGAAUUGCAAGCUUGGGUGAAGGAUUUGAGGUAACUCAUCAUGUCCAUUCUUCGUUCAGUAAUUUUUGUUUGUUUCCUAGUUUGUCAUGAUGUCACGUCUAGGCAAUUGUGAUGCUCCCUGUUUGGACUUUGAAAUGAUUCCAGAGUUUCUUAAGUAUCCUUUCACUUCCAAGUCACCACUUUGGAUUAGCCGAGUCCCCCCAAAAAAUUUCAUUUAAAUGAGUGGGUCAGUCUCAAUUGGUAUUUUAAUGGAUAUAUAUUCAUUUUGCCAAAACUAGCAUCCUUUUAAGAUGGAUUUACAUCAUUAUAUUUAUAUAUCAUUAUAAUUACUAUUAUUUACAUCAUUAUAUUUUACCAUGUAGAAGCAGCUUCAAAGAUCAAAUUAGCAAUGGACUUUGAAUUUUCUCUUGCAUGCAUUUGUUUCCCUAAAUUGAUAGCUCUGCAUGCUUGUGGGAAGAAUGAAACGGAGCUCCUUCUACAUUAACUGUUCCCAGGAACCCAAGCUCAUUGGACGCUUUUAAAACAAUGGUCAAGAUCCUUUGGAAGCCGCUUCAAGUUCUUAAUCUUAUAUGUGGAUUGUUGUUGUUUGUUUGGUUUGUAUUCCAGUUUUCAAAGCUGAUGAUUUUCCCCUCUCACCUGCAAGCUGCACGUGUGAGAACUGAAGUGUUUCUGGUGAAAUAUGCUGAUUUUUGUUGGGAGGAAGAAGAGAGCUCUUAAGAAUAGAAUCUCUUAUGGGAAGUGCCCCAAUUCAGCAAACAUGAUCAGCUAUGGGUAAUAAUCAAAACACAGUCAGAUAUUCAGUUAGUUAAGAGCUGCUUCAGUCUUCCACCUACCUGCAUUUGUUUCUUAAUAAAGCUUUUCAUUUGAUAA
This is a messenger RNA of Numida meleagris (helmeted guineafowl), 9299 nucleotides long. RefSeq names its product G-patch domain containing 2 like (gene GPATCH2L). Lineage: Eukaryota; Metazoa; Chordata; Aves; Galliformes; Numididae. The transcript is spliced from 12 exons. The record is from RefSeq and is a predicted model, not a curated record. The coding region runs from base 128 to 1840 and encodes 570 amino acids.